Eublepharis macularius is the source of this 4556-nucleotide messenger RNA. RefSeq names its product alpha-2-macroglobulin-like protein 1. Gene Ontology annotation, cellular component: extracellular region. Lineage: Eukaryota; Metazoa; Chordata; Lepidosauria; Squamata; Eublepharidae. Bases 100 to 4485 code for a protein of 1461 amino acids. The transcript is spliced from 37 exons. The record is from RefSeq and is a predicted model, not a curated record. Gene Ontology annotation, molecular function: endopeptidase inhibitor activity.
GUACCAGAGGCUAUUUAGGUCUCUGCACCAGGAUCCCAGAGCUGACUUUGCAGCGGUUCUGUCUGACUCUCACCUCUGCAGCCUGCCGCAGUCCAAGCCAUGGAGGCUGCGCUACUCCUCUGGGGCCUGACUCUGCUAUCGGUCACAACUUCAGUGGUUCCAGAGCCUCAUUAUCUGGUAGCCUUCCCAGCGGUCAUUCGUUAUCCCAAUACUGAAAAGUUCUGCGUACUUCUACGAUCGCUCCCUGAGAAUGUCCACCUGGAAGUAAUGUUGGAGAUGAAGUCCGGGAAUCACACACUGGUGGAGAAGGACGUGGAGAAGCCACAUCAUUUUGAAUGCAUUAGUUUCCAGGUCCCACUCUUCUCUCCCAAGGAAAGAGAGCUACAUGAAAUAGAGGAAGAGGUGGCCCACGUGCACGUCCACAUUCACAAGGGCGACAGCGUGAGCUUUGAGGGCCGGAAGAAGGUGUUGGUCAGGAGAGCUCACACGCGGCACAUCAUCGAGCCAGACAAGCCCUUUUACAAGCCUGGAGAAACAGUAAAGUUCCGAAUUGUGAGGCUUGAUGAAGACUUUAAGGCCAUUAAGAAGAAUAUCCCGUUGGUGCUGCUGAAAGAUCCCAAUGAAAACCGAAUUGGCCAGUGGCUGAAUGUGGAGACUAAGCAAGGCAUUGCGGAAUUCUCCUUCCCCCUGGCCUCAGAAGCCGUCCUGGGAGAAUAUACCAUCGUAGUGGGAGACGUGGCAGAUUUUUCAAGACAAAGAUAUUUUGGAGUGGCGGAAUAUGUGCUGCCUAAGUUUGAAGUAUCGUUCGAGGUCCCUCCGCUAGUCACCACUUCAGACACAGAAAUAAGGAUCAAAGUGACGGGCAAGUAUACUUACGGAAAAGGAGUUCGUGGGACGGUGCGGCUGAGCUUGAAGAGGGAUGUAUCCUUUUAUUUUUUUGAAGAGCUACAAAAUGGAACAUUGACUGCCCUAGAAAAGGAGUAUACUGCCCAGACAGACAAGACUGGUUGUGCCUUUAUUACUAUUGAUGCAGCUGAGAUUAAUCUGCCCCAAAAAGGCUAUGCUGAUUAUAUUAAGCUUUCUGCAGAACUGGAAGAAGAAGGAACAGGAACCAUCAACUCGGGAUAUCACAUGAUCUCUCUUGUCACCAAAACUGUGGAAGUUUCCUUCAUCAAUCUCAACCCAUUUUAUAAACAUGGCUUUCCAUACACAGGCAAGAUGAAAUGUGGCGUGAAUGGCGUUCCUGUCCAGAACCAGACCAUCUAUCUUACGGUUGAUGUCAACGAUGUGGAGACCCACUUACCGUAUACGACGGAUGAGAAUGGUGAAGUUCACUUCUCCUUGGACACAGCAGGAUGGAAAGAGACGCUGGUUUCUCUCCGGGGCAGAUCCUCCAUCGUGAAUGUAAGUGCCGAGGAUGCUGGUGACCUUGAGAUAGUACGGAAAGAAGCUUUCACGUGGCUGAAGCCUUUCUACUCAGAGAGUAACAGCUUCCUUGAGAUCCAGCAUGUGGAAGAAGAGCUGCCCUGUGGAAAGGAUCAGGAAGUGCUGGUAGAUUACAUCCUCGACCGAAAAGAGCUGGGGCCGAACGCUGAUCACGUGGAUUUCUAUUACUUGGUGGUGUCAAGAGGAAAUAUUGUUUUGAGUGGGCAGAAACAGGUGCCGAUUGGCCAGGAUGAAACACUGAAAGGCACCUUCGCUCUCACUCUGCCCGCAAGUAUUGAGUUGGCACCUAUUGCUAGGCUUCUGCUGUAUGCCGUGUUUGAGGAUGGUGAGGUGGCUGCUGAUGUGGACGUGUUCACAAUCGAGAAGUGUUUCCGGCAUCAGGUGACGCUGGCCUUCUCUCAGAAAGAACAUUAUCCAGAUUCAACGAUCAAGCUGCAAGUGGACGCUGCGCCUGGAGCCCUCUGCUCUCUCCAAGCUCUGGACAAGAGCGUCAUCCUGAAGAAUGACAGAACUCUGACAGCAGAAGAGGUGUAUGAUGCUAUUCCCUACGAUGAAUCCACUGAUACCGUUGGCGCAAGAGGAUUUGACUACCACUUGGAAGAUUUUGAGCCUUACCCUUGUCUGCCUUUGGAGCACCCCCAGCUCCAUGGUCAGAGGCGCAAGCGGACUGUGAUAGGGCCUUGGUACGAGAGCCAGGCUGAUGUCUAUAGCCUGUUCAAGCAACUGAGGAUGAAAGUUUUAACUAACACCAAAGUGAAAAAGCCUGUGACUUGUGAGCCACUUGCUGAGAGACACGUUCUCAGAAUGCCUGGAAAGACAGAAGUUGAUCCAGAACCGGUAAGUGCCCCUGUCCAAGCUGUGGCUGAAAAUGUCCCUCCGCCUCUUGGUUCAGAAGAUCAGAUGGAGACGAUGAAGAAACCAAGAACACGCUUCCCAGAGACCUGGAUCUGGGAUUUGGUCUCAGUCAACGAGGAGGGGAAAGCGUCGCUCUCACUCAUCACUCCAGACACGAUCACGGAGUGGCAAGCCAACGCGUUCUGUGUGGCAGAUGUUGGCUUCGGACUUGCCAAGCCGGCCUCCCUCCAGACCUUCCAGCCAUACUUUGUGGAUCUGACAUUGCCCUAUUCUGUAGUCCGUGGGGAGACCUUUGAACUCAGAGUCACUGUCUUCAAUUACAUGAGGGAAUGCAUGCAGGUGGAAGUUAGUCUGGUACGAUCGCAGCAAUUCAGGGUGGAAUCCUGCUCAAUCUGCUUCUUCACCACCUGCCUAUGUGCAGACGAGGCUAAGACCUUCUCUUGGAAUGUGACGGCAACUCAUCUGGGACAUGUCAAACUCAUGGUAACCACCAUGGAGACACGGGUGCCGUGCGGCGACAAAAUCGCUGUGGAAUCGCUGCUUCCUGGCCGCUCUGACGCCGUGGUCAAAUCCCUGCUGGUCAAGCCUGAAGGUGUCCUCAAAGAAGAGACCCACAAUGCAUUCCUCUGCUCUUCAGGGGAUCCUGCGCUGGAGGAAGUCUCUCUGACGCUGCCUGCGGUUAUUAUUGAGGACACUGGCCGAGCCACCAUCUCUGUCAUCGGUGACAUACUGGGCCCUGCGCUCCAGGAUAUGUCCUAUCUGCUUCAGAUGCCCUUUGGCUGCGGUGAGCAGAACAUGGUCAAGUUUGUUCCCAAUAUCUUUAUUCUCCGAUACUUGGAGGCGACCAACCAGGCCACUCCCGAGAUCAAAGCCAAGGCCACGGAAGACAUGAAGAGCGGGUACCAGCGGCAAUUGCUCUAUAAACACGAUGGUGGGUCCUACAGCACCUUUGGCAAAGAGGACACGGAGGGCAACACUUGGCUGACGGCUUUUGUGGCUCGGGCUUUCGGCCAGGCAAAGUCCUACGUCUUUAUUGAUGACAAGCACAUUCACGAUGCUGUUCACUGGCUGGAGGAGCACCAGCUUCCCAGCGGCUGCUUUCAAAAUGUCGGGAGGCUCUUCAACAAUGCUCUGCAGGGUGGUGUGGACGAUGAUUUCUCCCUGACAGCUUAUGUGACGGCUGCACUCCUCGAGCUCCACCUGCAGCACAACGGCACCAUGGUGGAAGAUGCUUUAGCUUGUCUUAAGAGGAACUUAAGUUUUGUGAAUGCUACCUACCCCAAAGCCUUGUCGGCGUAUACCUUCACAUUGGCAGGGGAUAUGGAGACGCGGCAACAGCUCCUGACAGACUUAAAGGAACAUUCUGAUGAAUACGAGGCCGAGACAGCAGCUUACGUGCUACUGGCUUUAAUCUCCAAACCAGAAGUGUCUGCAGAAGACAUCAAAGAAGCCUUCCAGGUUGUCCGCACCCUCAUCAAGCAACAGAACCCUUAUGGGGGAUUCUACUCCACACAGGACACGGUGGUAAGCCUGCAGGCUUUGUCCCGGUACGCAGCCUUAACCUAUAAAGCGAUCGAAGACGUCAAGGUGCUGGUGAAGUCCACCACAGGUUUCCAGCAUGAAUUCCACGUGGACAAGGGGAACCAGCUGGUGCUGCAGGAGGCGCCUCUCCCUGAGGUCCCUGGGCAGUACACAGUGGAGGUAUCAGGGAGUGGCUGUGCGUACGUGCAGAGUACACUUCGCUAUAACCACCCACCUGAGAAGACCGACGCUUUUGCUUUGAUUGUGGAGACAUCCCCCAAAGAAUGCAACCGGACUUCCAGGAAAUAUUUUGAUAUCCACCUACAAGUGAGCUACACAGGGGAACGAGAAUCGAGCAACAUGGCCUUGAUAGAAGUGAACUUGGUCUCGGGAUUCAUCCCUGUGAAGAAGUCGGUGAAUAGGCUUGAAGGGAAACUUGGAGUAAAGAAGGUGGAAUUUGAUCCUGACAAAAUAAGCCUCUACCUGGAUCAGCUGGAUAAGACUGUGCGGCACUACCAUUUCUCUGUGGAACAGGAAGUGGAAGUGAUAGACCUGAAGCCGGCAACAGUGAAGGUUUAUGAUUACUACCACCCAGAGGACUAUGCUGAGGCUGAGUACAAGGCACCCUGCAGCACAGAAAGCACCAAACAAGACAGCCACUAAAAUUUUUACUUUUGGAUCUGAAACACCCAGUGUGAAUAUUGAACUUGCUCAAUAAAAAAUACUGUAUUGUG